GCCUGGCUAAUGCGCGAGUUUGUCAUUGGCCAGAAUCUGGGACAUUGGCGAAGGUGGCUAAAAGCCCUGGCGAAGUUUCCCUUCGCGAUCCUGGCCAGCGCCCUCCUGUCCCAGACGACAAAGUACAUGCAGGCCCGUGUCGGGAUACUUUGGCGGCGGACGGCGACACGCCGGCUUCUGCGGAGCUACUUUUCCGACAUGAACUACUACAAGCUGUCGCAGCACGGAUCCGCUCGCAUCGAGGAUCCCGACAUCCGCAUCUGCUCCGACGUGAGGUCGGGCUGCGAAGCGCUGACGGGCGUGCUCAUAAGUGGGCUCUCGGGUGUCACCAUGUCGCUCUUUUCCAGCUGGGCCCUGUACCGCCGGCGUGGUCUCUUUGCAGUGUCCUUGCCGUACCUCUACAGCUUCUUCAUCGUGCCCUUGAGCUACAGGCGGCGUGGCUCGACGACGCCCUCUUGA
Molecule: messenger RNA, 459 nt
Organism: Symbiodinium sp. CCMP2592
Lineage: Eukaryota; Dinophyceae; Suessiales; Symbiodiniaceae
Source: the annotation of a GenBank genome assembly